Molecule: messenger RNA, 1632 nt
Organism: Saccostrea cuccullata (small rock oyster)
Lineage: Eukaryota; Metazoa; Mollusca; Bivalvia; Ostreida; Ostreidae
Exons: 5
Source: RefSeq, a predicted model, not a curated record
AUGAAGUCAUAUUCAUACUACUUGAAGUUUUGGAUAACCUCAAUCAAGACAUUUGGAGGCAAAAAGGCACCACUGUUUCUUGUUGCCACACACACAGAAACAAAAUCUACAGAUGAAAUAGAGAGGUUCUUUGGGGAGUUCUGGAAUGCUGUUCCAGACGAGGACAGAGAUUGGUUAAGUGAGUCUCUGAAUGAUCGUGAAUAUGCAGUGGGUCUAAAGGAACUUAAUGAUAACACUAAAGCAAUGCUAGAGUCAAUGAAAAACUCCAUAGUGGAAUUAUUUAUGGAUGAGAAUACUACAAAAAUUGAAUUGCCUUCUUCAUGGGCUCUAAUGGAGCAGUUAUUGUAUGAAGGAGACUGGAAGGUUUUGUCCCUGAGUGAAAUCUGGAAGCUCAACUCAUCUCUUCCUUAUGAAUACCAAAUCAAAGGUGAUGAAGAAAUGACCAAAUUUUUAAAAUGUUUCCAUGACAGUGGCCUUCUUCUGAAUUUUGAAGAAGUGGAGUUGAAGGAACAUGUUAUACUAGACAUUCAGUGGUUUGCUAAUGCUUUCAGCAAGAUAAUUGCUGAUGAAAACCACAUCAAUAAAGAUUGUAAAAGGAAAUUAAUUAGAGAAUGGAAAUCUUUUAACAAAACGGGGGAACUCAAAGAUAAAGUGAUAGAUGCUUUGUGGAAAGAUGAACCUUUAUACUUGACACAUAAAAGCGAAAUUAUGCCAUACAUGGAGAAACUUCAAAUGCUGGUACAUUUGAAUUCAUUUGAGGCCGUAUCAGAAGAUGGAAUGUCAUGGUAUGUCCCAUGUAUGAACAAAAAGCAGUUCAAAGCUGACUUCCAUGAAGAUAAGUGGGAAUGUUCGUCCAUUUUGUGCUAUCGAUUCACUUCCUUUGCCAUUUUUGUGUUCUACAGACUGGUAGCGUACUGCAUGGGUACUCUUAGAUGGAAAGUUUCAACAGAUGAAAAUCAUGAAGGAAAUUUAUGUCUUUAUCAAACAGCGGCAGUGUUUGAUCACAAAGAACACACUAUUGUUGUUGGCAUAUGUAAUGACGAAAUUCAGUUGCAAGUGUUGCGAAUCAGACCAUUGGCUGUGGAUAAAGAGAUUUCAAACGAAAUUGGAGACUACGUUGAAUAUGCCAUAGAGAAUUUGACAGAAACAUUUAUUGACACAAACAUUUUCUAUAAAGGAUUCAAAUGCCAAAACAUUAUUUGUAAUGAGAGAGAUUUAUCUUUUACCCUUGCAAGUGAGCUCUCCAAAAUGAAGGCUACAGAAACGCAGUGCAAGUGUCAACUUCAGGACAAACAUGUGAUAAAUGUACAGACGACUUUGAGUUUUUGGGAAAACGAACUAGAAAAUGGAUCCAACAAAGAAAAGAAAUCGUCAAUAUUGUUAUCAAGAGAAGCUUUUGAAAAUGAGCUGAGAUAUGGAUCCUGCAAAAUUCGACAGGUUCGCAUAAUGGUUGUUGGUCACUAUGGAGUUGGGAAAACAACAUUGACAUACGGUUUAAUUGGAGAGGAUAAGAAAGUAAUAGAAAGCACGGAUGGGAUUGACCUGUUUCGAGCUCGAUGUCGAAUGGAAGAUUUGCAACAGGACUCUAAAAAGUGGUGUUUAGGUUUGUUUAUCAUCAUAAUUUGUAUUAAG